This is a messenger RNA of Microthlaspi erraticum, 282 nucleotides long. NCBI's taxonomy places the organism in Eukaryota, Viridiplantae, Streptophyta, Magnoliopsida, Brassicales, Brassicaceae. The record is from the annotation of a GenBank genome assembly.
AUGAACAUUCAAGGAGGAUGUGACACACCAUUGAUACUAGGCCGACCCUUUUUGGCCACUGCUGGAGCUGUCAUGGACCUUCCAAACAGGCGAAUGUCCUUAGCCAAUGUUGACAAGACAGUCUUUUACAAGACCAUACCAUUCAUCUCACCAAACAAGCUGUCUUACCUCAUCACUGCCCAAGGCCGCCCAAGAGAACCACCAGACCACACUCAAGGUCACAAUGAGACAAGAACUAAAAGACUAUGUCUCAGGCCGUGCCCUUACCCCAUCUCCAACUAA